Ochotona curzoniae (black-lipped pika) is the source of this 2536-nucleotide messenger RNA. It is a transcript of the gene PTGR2, whose product is annotated as prostaglandin reductase 2. The transcript is spliced from 9 exons. Gene Ontology annotation, biological process: prostaglandin metabolic process. The record is from RefSeq and is a predicted model, not a curated record. Gene Ontology annotation, molecular function: 15-oxoprostaglandin 13-reductase [NAD(P)+] activity. Lineage: Eukaryota; Metazoa; Chordata; Mammalia; Lagomorpha; Ochotonidae. The coding region runs from base 610 to 1665 and encodes 351 amino acids.
AUUUUUCAGGGAGCUGGAUCAGAAGUGGAGCAACCGGGACACGAACCAACACUUGUACAAAAUGCUGGCAUCGUAGGUAGUAGGCAGCUCCAAUGCUGCCCCAGGAAUUUCAGUUUUAAUAAAUGAAUAAAAGAACCUUUUAAAAUUAGGUUAUAUUUCAAUUAAGCAGGUAAUUAGUGGUUUUAUUUUGCCACCUAGAUUAACUGGCUGGCUCCAGAGAAAUAGAUCAUGUUGUUUUCUUUUAAUCAAGCCCCAAUAGGAAGCUUAAUCAUGCUACUGUGAAGAUGAAUGUGCUUGAAUUCUGUGAGGCCCAAAACAUUUGCCUCACUCAGCCUUCAAUGCAUUUGUUCUUAUUAGCUGAGAAUUCUCAUUAGAGUCACUUCUGCCCUCCCCACUCCUCCCACCCCGCCGCCAUGUAUUAGCUUUAGGAGGCAAAUUCUGAUUAAAAAAAAAAAAAUAGUGUAUGUUUCUGGAUCCUAAGUAGGAGUUUUUUCUCUUUGUUCUGGAAUACAAAUGGACUUCUUUGAAUAUUUUAAAUCUUUUUUUGUGAUUUAAUGAUUUUUCUAUUGAUAGAAGUUAUUGCCUACAGAAAUCUGUGAGACCACAAGGAUGAUCGUGCGGAGGGUGGUGUUGAACUCUCGACCUGGAAUAAAUGGUAUUCCAGUGGCAGAGAAUUUCCGAGUGGAAGAAGUCAGUUUACCAAAUACUGUCAAUGAAGGAGAAGUGAAAGUUAAAACUCUGUACCUUUCUGUAGAUCCUUACAUGCGUUGUAGGAUGAAUGAAGACACUGGUUCUGACUAUCUUACGCCUUGGCAGUUGUCUCGAGUGGUUGAUGGUGGAGGUGUUGGGGUUAUAGAAGAAAGCAAACACACGCAUUUGACUCAAGGUGAUUUUGUGACUUCUUUUUCCUGGCCCUGGCAAACCGAGGCUAUUCUGGAUGGAAAUAGCCUUGAAAAGGUAGUCCCACCACUUGUAGAUGGACACCUUUCCUAUUUUCUUGGAGCGAUUGGUAUGCCUGGCUUAACUUCCUUGAUUGGAAUACAGGAAAAAGGUCAUGUAACUCCUGGAGCUAACCAGACCAUGGUUGUCAGUGGAGCUGCGGGGGCCUGUGGAUCCCUGGCUGGGCAGAUCGGCCAUUUGCUGGGCUGUUCCAGAGUGGUGGGAAUCUGUGGAACAGACGAGAAAUGCCUCUUCUUGACCUCAGAACUGGGCUUUGAUGCUGCAGUCAAUUACAAAAAAGGCAACGUGUCAGAACGACUCCUUGAGCUGUGCCCCGCUGGGGUGGACGUGUACUUCGACAACGUUGGUGGUGACGUCAGUGAUGCAGUGAUAAGUCAGAUGAACCCUAACAGCCACAUCAUCUUGUGUGGGCAAAUCUCUCAGUACAACAAGGAUGUGCCCUACCCUCCCCCACUGCCUCCAGCAAUUGAAGCGAUCCUGAAGGAAAGAAACAUCACAAGAGAAAGAUUUCUGGUGUUGAAUUAUAAAGAUAAAUUUCAGCCUGGCAUUCUACAAUUGAGUCAAUGGUUUAAAGAAGGAAAGCUAAAGAUCAAAGAGACUGUGAUAAAUGGAUUGGAAAACAUGGGAGUUGCGUUCCAGUCCAUGAUGACAGGAGGGAACAUCGGAAAGCAGAUAGUUUGCAUUUCUGAAGAAAUCUCUACAUAAUCUCCAUGUGCAUUCAUCAAGGAAAUAGAUUUAUUUCCAUUUUACACAAACUUUUUAAAACUGCAUUGAAAGCCUUCGAGUACAGAUAGCUCUUGAUUUCAGUGUGAUCACAGGUAACUUUUUCUUAGUUGCAGAAUUCUUUCCUAUAUCUUUAAUGUUAUAUAUAUAUAUAUACAUAUACACACACACACACUAGGUUGAAGGCAAUGAUAUACUUUCUCUCUCUGACUGAACUUAAUAUACAUGUUAUUUUUAUGAUACACUAAAAAUACUGGAAAUUUGAUACAACUGUUAGUGGGUCAUACAGAAUAGAUUUCUAAAAUGGAAAAACUUUUAUUAGUUUGAAGUAGAAUGCUUGAGAGGUUAUGAGUAUGCAUUUGUUCCAUUGGAUGGUUCUUAAGUGGACUUGGGAGGGCCUUCCCGUGACGUCAGUAAAAAGGGACUCAAGGAUGUGUGCCUUGGAUAGGAUGGGAGGGGCUCCGGGUGUGUGGGAGAGCAGAGAUUUGGGGUCUGGAGUAAGGUGAUGACUGAGCUUGAUGAAGCUGAUGGGGAAAGCCUGGAUUUACUCUAGAGGAUGAUCUGUGUGUUCUCUGCCAGGUAAUUUGCCAUACAGACUAACAGCUCAAUAGGUAAGAUAAGAACAUACAUUUAUAGCAUGUGCAGAUGGUCACCAAGUUGUGAAGAUUUAGAGGGUAGAAAGAAACAUUUGGAAUUUUAGGUGAUAAAAAAAAAGAGAUGAAAACAACAAAAAUUGUUUCAGAAAUGACAGAAAUGGGCAAAGGAACAAAUGUCUGUAAACACGUCUUCGAGAUGUACUAAUAUACUCCCAACUGUAUCACUAACCAUAAUAAACUCUCCCAGAACAGUCAAA